CAAACUCUUAUGCGGCCCAUCGACCUAAUACACAGUCACGUGAUUAUCUUCCAUUAUGAUAAGUCGAAGGCAAUUUUUUGCGAAAUUUGAUAAAAUUUAGGGCCCAAGGGUAAUAAAAUGCCCGGGCCAGUCGAAAGAUGGUUAGAGACAUUUAUGUGUAAACAAUAUGCUGAUACAUUUGAAGCCUAUGGAUUCAAAACUCUUCAGUCUGUAUGCCAGCUUCAACAGCCACAGCUGCAGGCCAUGGGAGUUGCACAAGAACAUGUUGACAAAAUACUGGAGAGUGUCCACAUCCUCAGACAGAGUAUGUUUGGUGGAAUGAAUCAUUACAAAGAUGAAGGGUAUGGUGGUCAAUCUAAUGUUAGAAUGCAACAUACAGGGUAUAUCCAAGCUCCACAAGCCCACAAUGUGAGUGGAAUGAAUCCUAAUUAUAGCAUGGCCCAAGUUGGAUACAAUAACAACAACAACCAGGGAAACAUUAUGACAUCACACCGUGGACACAUGAUGGACAGUAUUUACCAACAACAACAGCAACAACAACAACAACCUCAGCCUCAAUCUCAGCAGUAUCCAUCGUCACCGUACCAAAACCAGGGACCUUAUCACAUGGGACAGUACAACCAACAAAAUAGUACAUAUGGUCCUAUGAUGAAUUAUAAUAACCAAAACAGAACUCAAGUUCGCCAACCUACUACUGCUACUUCACAUGUACAUUCUCGUCACCAGAAUCCACAGGAAGUAGCUAACAAUAUCCUCCAGAUGGCAGCAUCAUAUCAACCAAGUCAAACUGUUCAGGUGCCUUUGUCAAAAAAUCGACAAGCACCUUAUCACGUGCCUGUCUCUGCUCAUUAUAACAUGCCUAAUCAUAUGAAUAAUACAGAACAAAUGAAUCGGCAGUUUAAUUAUCCAAAUCCAUCUCAGCAUAACACCCAUGCAGCAAGGACUUCUCCUGUAAGUCCAGGGUCAAUGUACAUGCAUAGUCCAGCCUCACAACACAGCAGUCACAGUAUGCCAAAUUCCAGUCCACGAUCUAUUCAUAGUCCAUCUGGUUGUGGGAAUAUAAGAUCACCUGUUCCCUCGCCUGCUGGUAGUAUGAGAUCCCCUUGUCACAUGCAGUCACCAGUUAAUACACCAAUCAACCAACAGCUGCAUGUAACCACUGGUCAACAAAUGGUACAAUCUCCACCUCAACAUCAAAUGGGCUUCUCACCUAAAAAUAAUCCGUUAAGUCCUCAAGGAAUUCAGUCACCGCAUUAUAAACAACAAAAUCAGAAAAGUUAUCUGAAUGAAAAUGUGGCUGCAGCUAAUUUUACUGCUAAUAACCCAUUGCAGUCUUUACAAAAGCUGUGUAUGUUACCUGAUAGGCAGGUAGUGGAUCCCAAAAGUAUUGUUAAUGAUUCUUCCCCUUCACCUAAUCAGACCCAAAAAAACGUGAGUAGCGAUGUCGACUGGAAUUCAACCAUCAGUGAGGCGGCAUCGGUAAAUAAUUGCACUGAUGGAAAAAAUUGUGAUGAAAUGGACAAUAAUUCAGGUAUACAAACUAAUCUGUGUACAAGUUCUGAAAAUAGCUGUGCAGUCCAAAAGACAGCAUUAAACACAGUUGUUGAUAGCUAUGCUGAUGAUGCAGUGAAAAAGUCAUCUGAAAAUACUAUCAAAACUAAUGUUGAUUUUGAACAUCAAAAACUGAAAUAUUUAGGGCAACCAUGUAAUACAGAAACAGAUAAACAACCACCUUUAGAACGUGUUCAAGGAACAAAUUGUGAAUUUUCGGAACGAGUAACAAAUUUUGAGUCUUCAAAAAAUGUUCCCGAAACACAUAAGAAAUCUGAAACAUCAGAAAAUUCUUUUAAUAAUUUGCAAGCCAGUAUUGAAACAAAAGAGGUAUCAGACUCAAUUGUUCAUGCAACUGUUGUUAGUGAACAAAUAAAUGGUAUUCCAAAGUCUACUGAUCACAUAGAUUGUAUACCAAAGUCUUCAGAUAAGUUACACAAUUCUGAACUUGCAGAUAAUUUACAUAAAGAACAGAAAAUACAAGAAAAAUCUGUAUGUGAAAGUGAAACGAAUAGAUUAGAACAGACUGUAGUAAAGUCACAUGAUAGAGAACAAAAGUCAUGUGACUUAACAGACAGUAUAGAAAGGUUACAAGAUGACCAGGUAUCGAGACUGGAGUCAGAAUCUGUUGAAAAUAUCUGUGAUAAGUCUAUAGUCAAUGGUUGUGAUAAUACACACUGUGAUGACCAGUCUAAACCUGAUAUCAGUUCAGAAUGUCGGAAAGAUGAAGUUAAAAGUAUGGUUAAUGGUAUUGACGAUUCAGAAGAUAAUAGUAGUGAUCUUGAACUGAACAAAAAAGAUUUGUUUAUCAAAAGUGAACCAAAUAUAGAAAUUCUAGAAAUGGAUUCUGAUUCUCUUCUCAAUCAUAAAACAGAUCAGAGACAUAAAAAUGAUGAAAAAGCUGAUAAUAAGCGGCAUUUGAGAGAGAUUCCGCCCAGAGUGGCAAGUGCCUCACCAUUUUAUGUUGAUGAUUCAGAUAGUGGUGAUGAGGGAAUUCUCAUGGUUCGUAAGGAUGUGAAGUAUACUUAUAGUAGGUACAGUAAAAUUCAUCGUGAUAUCAAUUCACAUGUAUCUGUAUCAGAUAACGAUACUUUUGAUAUCUCUGAUGAAGAAAGUCUUGAUAGGAAUAGUUUAGAUAGUGACAUGAGUAAAGGAUUUGACUGUGAUAUUAUACAGUCUAUUCCUAAAACUGUAAAUGGCCCUAGUUCAAACCCAGGACAUAGAAAGAAAAAUACAGGAUCUAAGCCAUUUAAAAACAGAUGCAGUAGAAAUGUCAUUUCUGAUACUCUUGGACAAGGAUCGAAAGAUAAGUCUGAAAACCAAAAAGGAAAUGGUCGUUCUAAAAGAAGAAGAACUGCAACUUCUAAAUAUGGAGAUGAAAUGUAUUUAGGGGAUGAUUUUGCACUAGAUUCUGAAGAAGAAACUAAGAUUGAAAGGAAAAGCAAAAGGAAGCGUAAACCUAGUGGUGAUACAUCAUGUAUAAAGGCAAACACAAAAGUCAAAUCGGAAGAUGUUAAUCUCGAUUCAGAUGAUGUAGAAGAAAAUGACAAAAAAUGUAAGAAAAAUGAAAAAACUGAGGCAAAAUUUAACUGCAUUAUCAAAUCAGAAGAAAUUAUUUUAGAUUCAGAUGAAGAAGAAGAAACUGGCAAAAUAGAUCAAGGUAAACAAAAAAUAAGUGUUGAUAAAAAGUUGCCAACUAAAACUAAGAUAGAACCUGAGAUAUUAGUGUCUGUUGAAGAACCUGAAGUUGAAAAGACUAUAGUUACUAGAAGAAAAAGUAAAUUAAGUGGUGAUAUCAAAUCAAAGGUGCAAAUCAAAGAAGAAAAUGAAGACUCACAAAUGGAUUCCUUAGAUUCAAAGGAAAUCUGUAUAGAUAUAAUAGACAGUUCUGAUAACUUAGGUGAUGGUUCUGAUAUUAUAACAUUUAAGCCUAUAACUAAACAAUCCUCCUCAUUUCUUCCAGUGGCUUCAACCUCAAAAUCUCAGUGUGAAAAUAAACCUUUAGUGCAAAAAGCUAAACCUCGAACUAAAUCGAAACUAAAAGUUUCAAAAGCUGGUAAAUCAAAGUCUCGUGGAAAAUUGCUAGAUGACUCAAUUAAAAAUAUGAAAUUAAAAAAAACAAUGAACUUGAUGAAACAGAACGGAAAAAAGAAGCCUGAGGUGCCAGUUAAAGAAAAGGGUCCUAUUUUAAGGAUUAAAGAUUCUGGGACACCAAAAGAAAAGUGUUCAGUUGUCAAUCAGCUCAUAGAGGAGAAUAGUGAUAAAACUGCCAAAAAUAAGAGGUCAACUGUGAGGGUUUCAACUGUACAAGUGUCUAAAUUACCUUCUGAAAAGUCUGUUCAUGUGCCUGCUUCACUUGCAGGAGAGAACACUUCAUGGGUUUGUGCUUUAUGUAAGAAGCAUAGUAGUUACAAAUUUUUAGGAGAUUUAUUUGGACCAUAUUAUACGGAAGGUAAUUUACCGGAGGAUGAGGGCAGUAGUUCUAAUGACAAAAAAGGUAAACAAAAAAGACAAAGUGUUAGUGUUGAUUCAAAGUCUAAUUCCAAAGGCAGGCGAAAAAGUAAGGACUCCAUGAAACCUAACGAGAUCUGGGUUCAUGAAGACUGUGCUGCAUGGGCUGAUGGGGUCCUGUUGAUUGGUGCCAAAAUGUAUGGGUUACAGGAAGCCACAGAUAUAGCUUCUUCUACAGUUUGUACAUAUUGUAAAGAAACUGGUGCUAUGGUAGGCUGUCUACAUAAAGGUUGUUCCCAAAAAUUCCAUUAUUACUGUGGCAUUGAAUCAGGUUGUUUCUUAGAUGAGGAAAAUUAUUCCCUUCUAUGUCCAAAACAUAGAGAUAAAAGAUUGAAAUCAGCAGAAGCAAAGUCCUUCAAGACUUGAACCAGACUUGUAACCUCAGCUGGUAAAAUUAUAGAACUGAUGGUCACUAUACCAUUUGAUCUGUCAAGGGAGACAACUAAAGACAACAGAUGAGAACGGAGAACAGAAUAACACGGAAUUAUGGCGUCUCUGCAGAAGACAGAAGAAGACCAAAUUUUAUGUUUCGUUUUACAUUGUGUCUUUCAAACUGUUUGUCAUUUAAACUGGUUGUUUUAAAAUAGAUUAUUUGUUUGGAGUAUGUGACACCAGCAUGCUUUGUGAAUAGAGCUUCCACAGACUGUUAAGACACUGUUUUGUCUUUGUAAUGCAUUCAGUAAUUGACAUUUUAUUAGCUUUUAUGAUCUUAGGAGAGUAGGGCUUGUAAGGUAUCCUCCUCACUCAGUAAACAUCAGUACAAGUUUCAAUCAAAUUUAGAUCAAAUUUUUUUUCACGGUCUUUUAAAAUUAAUAAGCUUCAAAUUAAAAACUUUAUAUCUUUUUUGGAAAACAUCAACUGAAUUUUAUUUGAAUUAAGGUUAAGUAAUAUACAUCUACUAGAAUAUUAUUAAAACAAAUAGCUUUACCAUACUUUAAAAUGUUUGAAUGCAUUCAUUUACAAAUAUAGUAGUGAGUAGUCCGUAUAAAAAACUUAAUAGGCAAUAAGGGUUCAUUUAUCUUUUCUUUGAUUUAAGGAAAAUUGCACUUAAGGGAACCUAUAUGAUAUAUUUUACAUUUUCUUCUUCGAUCACAAACAUCCAGUUCAUAAAUUAUUUUUAUAAUUCAUGGUUAUUUCUUAUCUACUUAAACUCUUAAAAAUGAUUAGUUUAUCAUGGCUAUAUGAAUAUAUAUUUCCAACUUGAACUCUGUAAUAUGUAAAUGGUUCAUGUUUAGUAUAAAUGUAUGUCAGAGAAACAUAUUGAUUUGUUUUAAGGUCAUGAAGGUUGAUUUUUUUUACUAUUAAAACUAAUAAGAAAUUGAAUUAAAUUGAUGUCACAUGAAAUUUUUUUUUACAUUUAAAAGCUAUGAUAGAUUUUGGAAUGUCUUUUUUGAGGGUAUGUUUAAAAUAUGAUUUGAAUAGAUGAAUACAUUGUAUACUGUUGUAAAAAUUUUACCUUGAAGAUUUUUUUUCUUUUUUAAUACAAAGAUUAAAUUAUCCAGUGAAAAUAUAGAAGAAUGUUUUGGAUGAAACCUGCUGUGUAAUACAAUAUAAGGUCAAUGUAUGUAAAUUAUUAACUUUUUGGCGUGAGGCUUAGGAAAUGGGGAACAGCAGGUUUACUGAACUAUUCAACGAUCCCCAUGCUUAAUACAAGAUAGUUAUAUUAUCUGACAUUGACCUGAUAGUGUUUUCACUCUGCAAUUAAAAUGACAACAAUUUUAGUUAUGAAGUUGUUAAUACAGAAAUAAAACUUAUUUUCUAUCCCUAAACAAGCCCCAAAUUAUGACGAAAGGUCAUGUGAUAUGAAAUCAAUGUUGCACAAAAUAUCACUUAUACUAUAUCUAGUUGUUUAAGAAAAGAGGAAGUGUUCUAGCUAUAGUAUUUCUUAAAUGAUAAAAAGUGAUACAAAUUUAUUGACUGUAAUAAGCAAUAUGUAUGUAGGAUUUCAUACAUCUCCUACAAUUUUAACAGUAUUCAAAAUUGGUAACCAGUUAUAGUUUAGGUUACCAAUAUUAAAUGAAGGUUUAUUUGGUCUUUCAUUUAUUUAACAUACAUUCCCUUCUUUUUCUAUUAAUAUUCUGAGAUACACUUGAUAUUCUAUCCAACUUACACAAAGAAGUUCAGUUAUAUGAAAAAGUCAUGUAGUAUAUUUUGUAAAAUAUAUUUGGCACAUACAUAUAGUAUCGGUAAACAUACAAAUAUGCAUGCAUACUGUUAAAGAUAAUAUCAUUAUAUUCAUUUAUUAGCAUUGUUGAGGCACAGUUUAUUACACCAAACUAAACUCAUGAGAAUUUAUUGAAACUCAAGUUUUAGAUCUCUGUUUUUGUUACUUAAAUGGGUACAAUGACUUAAAAUAUAUUCUCCCUGACUUUUAACCUUGUUAGUACUUCUAAAAUUAUCUAGAAUGGUCAUCAUACGUUUUUUACACACUAUGUAACAAUGCCUUGAUUAUUAUAUAAUUUUUAACGAAUAUGGAAAUGCUUCGGCAUGAUUAUAAGGCAUUAUGAGUUUUGGUUUUAGAUCUUUUGUAGUUUCAUAUACGUGCCAUAAAGCUUAAUACUAGUACAGUUUUGUUUCAUUUUCACAUUAUCUUAAUAAGUUCUGCCAAUUGUGUAUUCUUUGCUGUAUGAGUAUGACCUGGUGUCUUAUGACUGAUAAACUGUUUGAAACAGAGAUUAACAGUGCUUUCAUAUAGAAAUGUCACAAAAUGUUUAAGCUUUAUCUUCUCAUUUUACAGAGACAUAUUAUUUUGUCUUGUAUGUUUAAGUCUAUUUAUGUACAAACUUCUUAAUAAAAUAAGAAAAUUCAUUAA
Messenger RNA from Mytilus trossulus (common blue mussel), 6874 nucleotides. RefSeq lists its product as uncharacterized. Lineage: Eukaryota; Metazoa; Mollusca; Bivalvia; Mytilida; Mytilidae. The record is from RefSeq and is a predicted model, not a curated record. Gene Ontology annotation, cellular component: nucleus. The coding region runs from base 118 to 4428 and encodes 1436 amino acids. Gene Ontology annotation, biological process: regulation of transcription by RNA polymerase II. Gene Ontology annotation, molecular function: protein binding. The transcript has 8 exons.